This is a messenger RNA of Cordyceps militaris CM01, 1596 nucleotides long. RefSeq lists its product as uncharacterized. The record is from RefSeq and is a predicted model, not a curated record. Lineage: Eukaryota; Fungi; Ascomycota; Sordariomycetes; Hypocreales; Cordycipitaceae. The transcript has a single exon. Bases 1 to 1596 code for a protein of 531 amino acids.
AUGACAUCGACAAGAGGCUUCAACAACACAACACCAGCUAUAAGCGCCAAUUCAACUCAGAAUUUCAAUUAUACCACCAUCCAGCCCCCGAAUCUGCCAUCUCCCCCGCCCAAUCUGCCUCCUGGCUACACCGUCACCAGGCUUCCCUGCAACGCGACGGCAACUCGCAUACCAAAUCGAAAUGGAACUCGAUCCGGUCAGCCACGCUGCAACAACGGCAGCUCCAUCAGUAUCGUGCCCGCCUGCACCCCGCUGCCCAUGUCUAAAACAUUUACUCGCUAUCUGGUCGUUCAUACCUCCACCGUGACGUUCAAAGGACACAGAUCGGACUACAGCCCACCAUUUGCUCCCAUUGCCACACCUAACUACUGCGAUCCCAACAUCUACCCCGCCGUCCCUCGACCGCCAUCCUGGGGUAAGACAUCAGAGUAUCUGGGCGCCAUGUCAAUGGUCACCGAGACCUUCACCAUAGAAGGGAUAUCCAUCACCGCCGAAUUUCCCUUUCUGAAAACAGCAAUCGCCCGCGUUCCUGUCACGACUUUCAUCACUACGGACAAGAACCCUUCUGUCGUCUUCCCAUCGGACCCAAUUCCUGAUUACAGCCAGACCUGGCCUGUUAACGGAGGCGAUGGAGCGCACACACCUGUCGGCGGAGGCGGGCCUGCUCCAGAGUCCUCGGCUCCUACCUAUACCGUCACUGCCGGCCCGACCUCUGUCGUCAUUGGUACACAGACCUUUACAGUGGCUCCGGGAAGCAGCUCAACAGUCACCCUUGACGACGGUGGGGUGUUCACAAUUAAUCCUACCGCCGUUAUCGGGCAGGGAACUACUGUCACUCGACCACCUUCUGUAACGGGGCCAUCCUCGUCAGUCUUGGACGGCAUUCCUGUCACUUCGGCAGGUCUCAAUCUCGAGAUCGGCGGAGGCACAUUCACCAUUCCCACGGGCAAUUCCAAUACUGUCAACGUCAACGGCAAAGUCGUAACUAUCAAUCCAACUGGAGUUACUAUCGGUGGCGACAGCAUGGGCUUCACGAGACCAGCAGCGUCUGAUGUCAUUGUUGCCGGCGGCGAGAUGCUCACGGCCAGGGGCCGCAGCGUCGUUGUUCUCCAUUCCGUCACUUAUACAUAUGGAAGUGGUAUCCCUCCCGUUGUUCAAGUCAUCAACGGUGACACGGUCGCCAUCGGACCCACUGGAGUUUUCGUACAUGGCUCGACACUAGGUGGAGGGAGCGCCGAUCCUACCGACACUGAUUACGAGAUUGUUGGCGGUGCUACCAUUGAAAAGAUUCCUCCAUCCAUGGUCAUUGUGAAUGGCGAAACCUAUGCGGUUGGUCCAGGAGCCAACACGAAAACUCUGGUGGUCGGCGACCAGACCUUGACUGUUGGACCCAUCGGUCUCGUCAUGGCCGCCACCACUUUGAAAUUCCCAUUCGAUGCCUCCGUCACGACGACCAUUGCCGGCCGCGCAACUGGCGAAACCAUGCCCCAGGAAACCGGCAAGGGUGAGGAAGACGCCGCCUACUCGUUACGACCUAACGUCCGCGUUGGUCUUUUGUGUCUCUGCAUUGUUUUUGGCGUUUUGGUUCUCGGCUAG